Trichoderma citrinoviride is the source of this 900-nucleotide messenger RNA. RefSeq names its product NAD(P)-binding protein. Gene Ontology annotation, molecular function: oxidoreductase activity. The coding region runs from base 1 to 900 and encodes 299 amino acids. Lineage: Eukaryota; Fungi; Ascomycota; Sordariomycetes; Hypocreales; Hypocreaceae. The record is from RefSeq and is a predicted model, not a curated record. The transcript has a single exon.
AUGGCUUUGAGAGUCGCCGUGGCGGGUGCUACUGGAGACUUGGGCGUCCCUAUCGUGAAAGCCCUCCUAGCUGCAGGUUACCAUGUGACAGCCCUUACACGAGAAGGCAGCAACAAUACCUCGAAACUUCCCAAGAGCUCCAACCUUUCCAUAGCCCAAGUCAACUACUCCUCGGCCCAGUCUCUCGAGAAUGCUCUCAAAGGUCACACCGUCGUCAUCUCAACUCUGACAUCUACAUCAGUCGGCGACCAGAAUCCCCUUAUCGACGCCGCCAUUGCAGCUGGCGUGGCAAGAUUCAUACCAUCAGAAUUCGGCAGCGAUGUCCUCAAUGAGAAGCGCAACCAGUUGCCGGUGUUUGAAGGCAAAGUCAAGACGCACGAGUAUCUCAAGGCCGCAGCUGCUAACCAUCCCGGCUUCACUUACACGGUGAUUUGCACUGGUGCUUUCUUGGACUGGGGCCUGCAUGGCUUUGUUGUCAACGUCCCUGAGCGUACAGCCAUCAUUUACAAUGGCGGCGACGUCCCUUUCUCGGCGACUAGUCUCGAUACGAUCGGCAGAGCUGUCGUUGGGGUUAUUGAACACCUCCCUGAGACGGCUAAUCGUCCACUAUACAUUCACGAUGCCGUUGUCACUCAAAAUCAGCUGAUUCGUUAUGCCAAAGAAAAGGAUGGUCGAGAAUGGAAGGUUACGCACAAGUCUACCGAGGAAAUGCGUCUAUCUUCGCUGGAACAAGUGGCAAAGGGAAACACUGAUUGGUCGGUCCUGCAGAAUUUUGUUUUCAGCUCCUUUCUUGGGGAGGGAUACGGAAUAGACUUUUCGGACCACUUGGAUAACGAGCUUUUGGGCAUCAAGGGGUUAACGGAGGCAGAAGUGAGGGAGCUGGUUGAGAGUCUUCUAUAG